Molecule: messenger RNA, 1836 nt
Organism: Funneliformis caledonium
Lineage: Eukaryota; Fungi; Glomeromycota; Glomeromycetes; Glomerales; Glomeraceae
Source: the annotation of a GenBank genome assembly
AUGGCCCAACAACCGAACCUACCAACAAGUAUGCCAACAGACGUGGUGCCAACUCAAACUUAUCCACCAACUCUCCAAGAAUUAGGUCAAGUAGACCGUUUUAUGUAUAAACUAGUAAUAGCCAAUGGAAGUGUGACAGAUACUGAACUUGGUGAGUGGAGAGUAUACUCUAACUCGCUUGUGACAACACAUGCAAAUGCAUCGGUCCUGGCGGGUACCAACACCAAUACUACAGGAACUCCAGAAUGGUUCAUUCAGGCUUUCUCAAAUGGAGGUAUUGCUGACCUAGCUAUUAACAACGCCAUUAUAACAGCUUGUACACCAAAUGGAGCCAUAGAUCAAGCCAUAAACAAUGGAAUCAACAAUGCUUGUGCACCAAAUGGCGCCAUAGAACAAGCCAUAACCAAUGCUUGUGCACCAAAUGGCGCCAUAGAUCAAGCCAUAACCCAAGGCAUCAACAAUGCUUGUGCACAAAAUGGCACUAUUUAUUCCCUUUUUGACGUGAGUUUUCAAACAAGUAUGGCAAGAUCUCUUAAUGGUAACUCGUCUCGCGAUAACGAUUUAUUUCGCGAAUUCCCCAAUUUGAAUGGUGAUUUACCAUCUGAUAGAAACGUCACGUUUCCUCAAAACUUGUCCACACUAAGGAAUUUCACCCGUGCCCAAUGCAAUAGUCUACUCCGCCACUACAACCAAUUACCUGCCAAUAGUGUACAACAGGCAAGGCAGAUGUAUGCGUUUAAAACAGAUACAAACCAAUCAAUUAAUCAAGCAACUAACUUUUCCUUCAAGGACUCAUACGUGUGGAGACUUAUGCUCAAGCCACGUUGGUCAACGUGUGGAUGGACUCAAAACAUGAUAUCCUCGGAAUUGAUCAUUUGGGACAACACAACUUUUGAAUGUACAUCAUCUAAAUUAAAAGAAGAACUUUCUCAAUUAUCGACGGAAAGUGUUAUUUGUAUAGAAGGAGUUGUUAAAGAUCAAAAGAAACUAUUAACAUGCAAAUUUCAACUGGUGAAAUUGAAGUUGAAAUUGAGUAAGUUUUAUUGUCUCAAUCGGGCAAAUAACUUGCCAUUUUUCCCGUUGGAUAGUAGAAAAUUACCAAAUGAAGAAGUUAGAUUGAGACAUCGAUACAUUGAUUUACGACGGGACUUUAUUCAAAAUAAUCUUCGUAAACAUUCGCUUGCAUCAUGGACCAUAAGAAAUUUUCUUGUGAAUGAAGGAUUUGUUGAAGUUGAAACACCUAUAUUAUUUAAAUCAACAUCUGAAGGAGUAGGAGCAAGAGAAUUUAUAGUACCAACAAGAACAAAAGGAUCAUUUUAUGCAUUAACACAAAGUCACGCAACAGGAGGAAUUGACAAAUAUUUUCAAAUGGCGAAAUGUUUACGUGACGAAGAUCUUAGAACUGAUAGACAACCGGAUUUUACUCAAGUUUGGACGCUAUUGGGACGAAUUCGAUCCCAAAUUGCAAAUUUUGUUACAAUCGAAAAAACAGAAAAUGAAACUGGACGGUUGUCUUCAACGCAUCAUCCGUUCACAGCACCUAUACCCGAAGACGUUAAAUUACUUUUCAAAGAUCCUGACAGGUGUGUUAAAGGACAACAUAAUGACUUAGUUUUAAAUGGAAUAGAAAUUGGAGGUGGAUCCAUAAUAUUUCAUUCAGCAAAAUUACAAUCUAUGAUAUUUAAUGAAAUAUUACAACUUGAACAUGGAUGCCCUCCCCACGGUGGAAUUGUAUUGGGAUUUGAUAGGUUAUUGGCAACAAUAUGUGGAACAAAAUCCAUUAAAGAUGUUAUGGCUUUUCUAAAAGCCGCUUCUGGUAGUGAUCUGUCCUUCUGA